GUUGGAGUAAGAAGGUAGUCUGAGCCUAGCUUUUGCAGGAAGUGAGGGUGAGAGCAAUGACCAGGAAACCACCUUUCACCUGAAGCUGGCGUGAAGACACACCAUUAAGAUGGAAUGAGAGAGGGACACCGCAGUACACAGAGGGAGUGGAUUGCUGAGCGCAUGCCGAGGAGGAGAGGGAGAACAGGGGAAGGAUUAGACUCAAGGGUUCAGUAUGUUGAUGAAGGGCAAUGUGCCACUGGGAGCUCGAUUUCUCUACCGUUUCCUGCUUCCUGUGGCCAUUUUCUCUUUCUUGCUGUUUCUUGGAUCGGUCCGUCUCCCAGACGGGACGGUGCAGCAAUGUGAAGCUUCCUGGCUUCCCUGUCUAGGACUUUAUGCUCCAGAAUUCAAGCCUGUACCUUCUACCUUGCCCAGUGACACGGACGGUAACCACGGAGAUGGUCUCUUGCUGAGUGAGUGCCCAGGUCAGAACUUCCAGGUUUCACGCCUGCUGUCCGACCUACAUUCUGCUCUGGGCCCUGGUUCAGAAGUGCUGCUACAGCCAUACUUGUCCAGCUGGGAUGAACUCAUCAAGUUCAUGGAGUCAUUGGGUGCUGUGGUGGAGUUCUUUUCCCAAAAGGUCAGGGACAAAGUCUCAGUCAUCCGCAGGCUCGCUCAGGAGGAGUUAGAGAGACAGGAGGAGGGCCCUCAGCGCAUGGGGACGGGAAGGAAUAAACACAAGGACCCUGGAUCCCUGGGUAACACAGGACCAGAGGCCGAAAACCAGCUGCAGCACCUGGGGGCAGAUGGAGAGAAUGAGCGGGGGUCCUACAAAUCUGUACGCUCCAUGAUACGCACGGAGCUGAGCCGAGGUAUGGUCGACUUCGAGAGGGAGACGGCCUCUGGCUGUCGCAACCUGCUCAGGCUCAACCGCUCACUGCUGUGGCUCCAGCUGUUCCUGAAGAACAUGGCGGACGGGCCGGAUGCAGACGGUCGGCUGCGGAGCCCGGGGGAGCUGUGCCGGGAGGCCUACCAACAGGCCCUGGCUCCCUACCACCCCUGGCUGAUUCGCCGGGCUGCUGAGAUCGUCAUUUUGGCCAUGCCAGAGUGGGACACAUUCUUCAGGCUGGUAUGCGUGCACAGCCAGGCGGAGGCAGCCCCUGUGCUGGACAGAGUCGUUAGGGCCAUUGAGGAGGUGUACAGCAGGACCCAGGGUGCACUGCAGGAGCAUGGUAUGUUGGAGCUGCCGUAGGGUUAGGAGAGGGGCAGUUCAAGAAGCCUCAGAGCAGCAAUAUGUGUGGCAAAAAGCUCAGACACACAACUCAAACCACAAUUCUCAAAACUCACUGAGCAUUAUUCAUUACUCAACUCACUGUAAUACCAUGCGCAGAUUUGAGCCCUGAAAAUGCACUGCAAUGCAGUAAAUUACAGUGCACUCUUCUACACUGAAUUGCAAAGCACCUCUGCACACCACACUUAUGAUAUACUACACUGUGACUACUGGCCUGUUUUGAAGGUCCAAUCUAGUUGUGGUGGAAAACUACAGGGGCAAAAAAGGGCAAUUGCUUCAAACAAACAUGCUGAUUCCUGGAAUUAUGUGUUUGACUGUACACAGAGGAAGUAAAUAAUCUCCACAGGCCUGGAAUUGGGCCAUUAGCUCUGUCUGUGGGCCUAAGCUUCCUGUCACACCUUACCAACAGUGUUACAUCACAGCACACAGCCAUACAGAGCGCAGGUUUGCAGAAAUGCUCUACCUAAAGUAAACACACAACACAUCAUCAAGGUACAGCACUUUACCCUUUGCCAAAUAAUGAUAAAUAAGUACAGUGAGAAAGAGUAUGCCACAUCACUGUAUAUUGAAUUCUCUAACAUGGCUGCUUUGUCAGUCAGAAAUUAAUAUCUUUGUGCACUAUAUUACAGGUUCAAUCUUUUAAAAAAAUUAAAGGGGGAUUUCUCAUAUCCAUUUCAUACAGAACGUGUAAAAUGAUCAUUUGACCUGGACAGGAAAGUGAACAGUGAUGACAUAAUGACAUGUUUUUAUUAUAUAUUUAUAGAUUGUAUUUAACUUGUCUUAAAAUUUCUUAAAAUUCACGUCAGGCCAACAUUGGACCAUUUGCUUAUUUUAUACAUAUUGUGUGUGUACAUGUGUGCAUGUAUGUGUGCAUGUGUGUAUAUGUGUGCGCAUGCAUGCGUGUGAGGACAGAGGACAUAGCGAUGCUGCCAUCAAAAUGGAUGCAAUACAACAUUUCUACACCAGGGGUCACAAGCUACAGUGCUUACAACUCCACCACUCACUGUUAUACUGAAUGCCUUUGGGCAGAAUAAUGGUCUCUUAUGUCUAACUCUGUGACAUAACUGUGCAUACAUCACUGGCUCAGCAUCAUGCUAGCCUGGAACACACCACGUUCCUGCAGCAAAAUGCCCUCAUCAGAAAAGCAUGUUGAAAGGCGCAAAAUAAAAAGCCAAACAAGACAAAUACUACAUACAUACAAUGGAAAUGGUUGGAUCAUAAGCAGUAUCUGUUUGGUCACUUACAUAUUUUUUUUUACAGAAGCAAGGUAUAUUAGAGAGAGCUGUUACAAAGAAGCUUCUAGAAAGCCAUAGGAGUUUUUGUUUCCUAGAAAAUCCAAUACUUCAUUAUAAUAUUUCAGUGGUCACAAACUGUAGUUUAUGUUAUUUUCUUAAUCCCCUCUUUCUACUGCAUGCUUCUGAAAACAAUCUACUGUAUUUUUCAUUUGGGGAGGUUUGUAUGGAUAUUUACACUUGAAUGUACCAACAAGUGGGGGGUACAAUAGGGGUGUUAGCAUGUGUAAUGUCAGAAUGUGUGUACAUGGUGUGACUGUUUCUUAUCUUUUUUUUGUGUUAGGGUGUAUCAGAUACUUGGAAAUCACUUGAUCAGACUAUUUCAGACGCACAAAUACUCUUAAUACGGUAUAAUCCUUCUCUCUCCCCUUCCCCCUUCUUCCACUCUCUUUCAUUCUCUGAUUAAUACACUGGGCUUACAGAGGGAAAGAAGGAGCGACAUACAUGAAGGCCAUAUGUUAAAUCUAUACUGCACAGGUUUUCCAGCGUGUCUCCUGCUUGCAUUGAUGUUUCUCCAUGCUGUCUUGUAUACAUUGUAUACCUACAUUUUAAAUAUGCUCGAUGAAUGUAAUGCAACUUUUACAAUAGAUUUUGUAUUUGUAACAUAUUUAGCUCACAGCAAUAUCAAAUAUUUAUGUCAUUACUUUUCUAUAUUAUUACAUGAGCAUUAUCAGAACUAAAGAUAUUGACAAGAAAGAGCAUAGUAGUAAUCUUGUGUAUGUAGUAAGCUAUCUGUGUGUGCAAUGAUGAG
This is a messenger RNA of Conger conger (European conger), 3313 nucleotides long. RefSeq names its product glycolipid transfer protein domain containing 2a (gene gltpd2a). Gene Ontology annotation, biological process: ceramide transport; intermembrane lipid transfer. The coding region runs from base 215 to 1231 and encodes 338 amino acids. Gene Ontology annotation, molecular function: ceramide 1-phosphate binding; ceramide 1-phosphate transfer activity. Gene Ontology annotation, cellular component: cytosol; cytoplasm; membrane. NCBI's taxonomy places the organism in Eukaryota, Metazoa, Chordata, Actinopteri, Anguilliformes, Congridae. The record is from RefSeq and is a predicted model, not a curated record. The transcript is spliced from 4 exons.